CUACUUAUCUGUGGAGCCAUGGUCCCCUCCGCUGCCCGCUCUGGAUCACUCCGCUCCCUCUCCUUCUCAGUCGACACAGGUGGUCAUCCAUUGCAGCCGACAUCAUGACUUCCUACACUGACAAGGGAGAAAAGCACCAGAGAGGUCGCUUUGUGAGAUUUCAUCAUGUGACCUUCUGGGUGGGCAAUGCCAAACAGGCUGCCACCUACUACUGUGACAAGAUGGGCUUUGAGCCAAUGGCAUACAAAGGGCUGGAGACUGGCUGCCGAGAGGUGGUGUCCCAUGUCAUCAAGCAGGAUAAGAUAAUAUUUGCCUUUGAGUCUCCACUAAAUCCUGGGAAUGAGGUAAUGGGUGAGCACUUGAUGAAGCACGGUGAUGGGGUGAAAGACAUUGCCUUCCAGGUGGAGGACUGUGACUUCUUAGUUAAGACAGCUCAGGAGAGAGGCGGCAUUGUUGUAAAAGCACCAUGGGUGGAGCAGGACACUCACGGAAAAGUCAAAUACGCCAUUGUUCAAACGUAUGGAGACACAACACAUACAUUCAUUGAAUACCUGACUCCCUACAAAGGCCUCUUCCUGCCAGGCUACAAAGACCCCCUCUUCCGCGACCCUCUGCUCCCAAAAUUGCCACCGGGCGGCCUCGGUUUUAUUGAUCACAUCGUGGGAAACCAGCCAGAUGAUGCAAUGGUACCUGUAUCAGACUGGUACCAGAAGUGCCUAAUGUUUCACCGAUUCUGGUCCAUAGACGACAAGCAGAUCCACACGCAGUACAGCUCUCUCAGGUCCAUCGUGGUCACCAAUUAUGAAGAGACCAUCAAGAUGCCCAUCAACGAGCCUGCCCCUGGCAAAAAGAAGUCACAAAUUCAGGAGUAUGUGGACUACAACGGUGGCCCAGGGGUGCAACACAUCGCCUUGAACUCAUCCAACAUCAUACAAAGCAUCGUGAACCUGAGGGCUCGGGGCAUGGAGUUCCUGGCCGCGCCGGACACGUACUACGACAGCCUUCGGGAACAGCUGAAGACGGCGAAGAUCAAAGUCAAGGAGGACCUAAACACACUGCAGGAGUUGAAGAUCUUAGUGGAUUUUGAUGACAAGGGCUACCUGCUUCAGAUAUUCACCAAACCUGUGCAGGACAGACCCACUCUCUUCCUGGAGGUCAUCCAGAGACACAACCACUUUGGCUUUGGAGCAGGAAAUUUCAAAUCCCUGUUUGAGGCCAUUGAGAAAGAUCAGGACGCCCGAGGCAAUCUCACAGUCCUUACGCCACAGGGAGGCACCAAGAAGUUCUCCUGAACCACCUAAACUCUCUCUCUCUCACACACACACACACAAACGUACCGUACACACACAAUUCUCAUCAUACUCAAGUAUUUACCCCGCAGUACUGAGGGGAAAUUCAGGCAUUUACUCUUAAUAGUUUUCCUCCAUUCUGUGGAUAUGGCUUACAAAGGUCAAAUGCCUCUGCUAAAUUUUGUUGCUUGUGUAUGAAAUUUAAACAUGGCAUUCCUCUGCACAGUUGCUGAAGUGCAGUGCUAGCAAACACAAGAGGUCUUUAUUAAUAAAAACAGGGAAAAUUAUAUUUGCACAAUGUUUGCUUAGCUCCUACACUGAUUUUUUUUUUUUUUUUAAUUGAGCCUCGACCACAGGGUCUUCAUCAGGAAAGAAUAAUAUAAUUUCAAAAUAAAAGACGUUCAUGAUUAAUAAAACCACUGCUCCAUGUAACAUAAGUUCGGUUCAGGGGAAAAUGUGUCAUGGUUUACAUGUGGUUACAACUAAAGUGUCUGUGUUAAUGUUUUGUCUUGGAUAGUGAUACAGACUGCGGUUGACCUCUGAACGUGAUGAGACAAAAUGUUCAGAACAGUCUCCUCUCCACAGUGACAAAAACAAAGAUUGGCAUGGCCAUCACUGCUCUGGCAUAAGAUCAGACAAGUUGGCAACAUUAAUGAGUAACUUUUCAAAUGAACCUGGUGCCCAGUGCUGUCCGUAUGACAUUGAACCCCCCUACUUUUGCACAACUGUGAUUUUAGUUACUUUUAAACUUUUUGAAAAGGGGCAAAUUCAAUAAAAGACAACGCUCAAGUUAUUUCAAAAUAAUUUAUUUGCAUAUAAUUGGAAUGAAGCAAAGUUGAUACAUCUAUGAUGGCACCUGUAAGUUUCAUAAAGAUUUCAUUCCAAAGAUGAGGAAAACAUUGCGUUUUCUCAGACCUGGACAAAAUGGAUAAAUAUAUUAGUAAAUAAAUAUAUUAGUGACAUAUUACCAUACUGAAAUGUUCUAUUAUAUAUAAAAUACAACACUUUAUCUUAA
Messenger RNA from Engraulis encrasicolus (European anchovy), 2304 nucleotides. It is a transcript of the gene hpda, whose product is annotated as 4-hydroxyphenylpyruvate dioxygenase a. The record is from RefSeq and is a predicted model, not a curated record. The transcript is spliced from 14 exons. Gene Ontology annotation, cellular component: endoplasmic reticulum membrane; Golgi membrane. Lineage: Eukaryota; Metazoa; Chordata; Actinopteri; Clupeiformes; Engraulidae. Bases 105 to 1292 code for a protein of 395 amino acids. Gene Ontology annotation, biological process: L-tyrosine catabolic process. Gene Ontology annotation, molecular function: 4-hydroxyphenylpyruvate dioxygenase activity.